UUCUGGACACGUCGGUCGCAGGAACGCUUGCAAUGGAUGACAGAGCAGACUCUCUGAUGACUCUGCAUCUUCUCGCCAAUUCGGAACGCUCAUCGCUUCUGCAGCAAACUCUGGAUCGGCUUUUGGAGUGGAUCUGCCCAGACGUUCGACUUUUCCUGGUGUCUGAGCGAGUUACUCCAUUGAAUUACUACGAGAGAUAUCGUAAGAGAAGCUGCGGCUUUCCUGGAAUAUCUGUUCUCCUUUUUCUACACGAGGACUUGGGAGAAGAACGGAUUUUCCAGGUCCAUGAACUCUUCCAGCGGCCGCCCUGGCGCUACCAGUGUGUCCAGAUUGCUAACGGGCAAAGCCACCUCUAUGCCCCAGCUCAGCAGGACUUCUAUGGCCUGGACGACCAGUUGCCUGUGUGGGGCAUCAGGCGGGUGCACUGUGGCCCCGAAAUCCUGCGUGUCACCCUCUACUGCAGUUUCGAUAACUACGAGGAUGCAGUGAGACUCUACGAGAUGAUCCUACAGAAAGAAGCAACUAUGCAGAAAAGUAGCUUCUGUGUCUUCGUGCUGUACGCAACCCAAAUUAUUGCCGUGCAGCUCUGCUUGAAGCAGCUGCCCAUCGGGGAGGCUGCCGAGCCGAAGGAGUCGUCAGCCUUGCAGUUCAAGGUGCAAGAAAUCGGGCAGCUGGUGCCUCUCCUGCCUAACCCAUGUAUUCCCAUCAGUAGCACCAGGUGGCAAACGCAAGACUACGAAGGAAAUACAAUUCUGCUUCAGGUUCAAGACAGCUCAAAGCCCCGUGAAACAAAUGUUGGGCUUUCUCAUCAGCAUAAUAAUGCAGGCAACGAAAAAAUCCUGCAGGACUCUGUCCCAGCCCCUCUCCCUGUAAAGCGGGGUAAUCCUGGGCAGAGAAGCCGGGAGGUCAGAGCCACGAAGGGUAAAACAAAACCUGAGCAAAGCGAAGCCCUUACUCCUGAGCAAGCUGGCGGUGACUUCCGUAGGCACUUCUGCUCUUCUCACAGUGGUCCAGCAGCCCCGUCGUGGUGGGAUGCCGCCUCCCUCCGCAGGCAGGCGAGCAGCAAGCUGCAGGCUUCUCUCCAGGAAAGCCGCGUUCGCCGGCAGGCAGCGGAGACCAACGUUGACACCGGGCUCGCCGUGGCGAAUCCUCCACGAGCACCCACGGAUGGGGCCGGCAGCGCCUCGCCCUCCCAGGACAGGACCCAGCUGCUCUUUGCUGCAGCCAAAAGGAAUAAAGGAGCAGGGCAAAGAGCUUCGGGCUUCCACUCGCAAACACCACGAGCCAGCCCUGCAAACAGAGCGGAGGACGAGGAGGAGGAAUUCUUUAUAUGA
Pygoscelis adeliae (Adelie penguin) is the source of this 1334-nucleotide messenger RNA. It is a transcript of the gene FAM124B, whose product is annotated as family with sequence similarity 124B. Gene Ontology annotation, cellular component: nucleoplasm. The coding region runs from base 33 to 1334 and encodes 433 amino acids. The transcript has 4 exons. Lineage: Eukaryota; Metazoa; Chordata; Aves; Sphenisciformes; Spheniscidae. The record is from RefSeq and is a predicted model, not a curated record.